UUUUUGUUGCACAUUGAAAGAAAUCUUUGUUCAGAUUGUCGCCUUUCUGAAUCCUCUAAAACAAUGAAGUUUGCACUCGUGGUUCCAAUACUGCUAAAGCUUUUUCUUGCCACUGACGCUUGUACCGAGAUCCGAGUGAUCGCCGAGGACAAAACCGUCAUAGUCGGGCGGAGCAUGGAGUUUAUUAUGGAUCUUUCGUCGCAUGUCGUGGUGGAGCCCAAUGAUUACCCCCACACUGCAGAACUGCCAAAGACUUGUUCCCGUAGUUCACCAGCAAUAACCUGGACCAACAGCUACAAGAUCGCUUACAUUGACGCUUGGAAUUUGCCUUAUGCAACUGAUGGCCAAAAUGACGCUGGACUUUCCGUUGGUGCACUCAUGUUUCCUGUUUUUGCCAAAUAUCAGGUUGUCCCCCAGGACAAGUGCGGCUCGGCCAUUUCCAACUCGCAGUUCCUGUCAUGGAUUCUAGGCAACUUCGCAACUGCUGAAGAGGUGCGAAUGGCUUGGAAAAAGGACUCAUUUCCACUUGUGUGGGGACAAUCUGUGAACGGGUCCAUCUCCGAAUUGCACUGGUCCAUCACCGACAAAAGUGGUGACGGAAUCGUCAUUGAGUACACCGAACAGGGACCAAAGCUGCACGAAAAUACAAUUGGUGUCGUGACCAACUCUCCACCCUAUGACUUCCAAAUGCUGAACCUCCGCAAUUACGUCCAGCUUUCCAAGUUCGCUCAUGAUCCUUUGGUAUUGGGUGAAACAACGUUCCCACCCACUGGCCAAGGAAGUGGACUUCUUGGUGUCCCAGGAGAUCUCACUCCUCCAUCGAGACUGGUACGUUCUGCAGCCAUGGUGCACUUUGCUGAUACUGCCAAGAAAAGUGAUGAGGCGGUGAAUUUGGCUUUCCACAUCAUGAACACUGUUGAUAUUCCUCGCGGAGUCGCCGCAUCCCAUGAUCAUCCAGAUAUGCCUGACUACACUUCUUGGGUUGUGGUCAAGGACCUCACCAACAAGGCAAUGUACUUUCGCACUUAUGAAGAUCUCACCAUCCGCGUGAUUCAUCUAGACAAAGUGACCACUGGCAAGAAGUUGAAACUCAAGCUUGGAAACUCUAUUGGAGGGUUUGUGGAUGUCACCGGAGAUCUUGAGGAUGCUCAGGUGCAUACUGAACUUUAAGGAGCUUUUAGUUUAAGCAUCCUAUUCAGUUAAGUAACUUGCAUAAGGCAUAUGAAUUGUGAUGCAUAGGUGUUUUCAAGGUGAUCCUAAGUUGAUUUCUUAAAUGUAAUUUUUGUCGUUUUGAAAUAAAAGUCCUUAUCAUU
Messenger RNA from Pocillopora verrucosa, 1313 nucleotides. RefSeq names its product penicillin V acylase. NCBI's taxonomy places the organism in Eukaryota, Metazoa, Cnidaria, Anthozoa, Scleractinia, Pocilloporidae. The record is from RefSeq and is a predicted model, not a curated record.